Pieris macdunnoughi is the source of this 936-nucleotide messenger RNA. The record is from the annotation of a GenBank genome assembly. NCBI's taxonomy places the organism in Eukaryota, Metazoa, Arthropoda, Insecta, Lepidoptera, Pieridae.
AUGGACAUAGAACCAGAGAUACUCCGAAGGUUGAAGGACAAAGGUCGGAGGCGGUCGAGUAUAUUCUCGUUAUUGAAACGAAAGGUUGGAAAGCAAUCGUCAGACCUGAGCAGUUUCCAUACCUUGGACUUGGGGAGGAAGUAUUCGGUGGACUCGGCAAUUCACACCGGGAUGGAUGAAGUUUUUAUUCCAUGUAAUGGAGAUGUCCUCAUCCCGAAUGUGUCUGCAGAACUAGCAGGUGCCGCGUCAGAUACAGACAGCGAAGCCUCCAGGCAGGGGAUGCCGGUGGUGUCGCUCAGUGCUGAUCCCUUAGCCAGGAAACGGGAGGUUCUCAGUCGCAUAGAGAGUCUCUACGUCGAAGACCCGGAUCGGGAGAUUGGAGUGGCUGGUGAAUUAGUUGAAGAAGUAGCAGAAGAGAACAAGUCGUUACUAUGGUUCUUACUAAAGCAAGUGAGACCGGGAAUGGAUUUGAGCAAAGUGGUUCUACCCACGUUUAUUUUGGAGCCUCGGUCGUUCCUGGAUAAGUUGUCUGAUAAUUAUUAUCACGCGGAUUUAUUAGGACAGGCUCAAAUUCUAGAAGACCCAUACCAAAGGUUCAAAGGUGUCCUUCGUUGGUACCUAUCAGGUCUCUACCGGAAGCCCAAAGGUCUCAAAAAGCCAUACAAUCCAGUCCUUGGAGAAACCUUCCGAUGUUGCUGGCGACACAAGAAUGAUACCUACACGUAUUAUAUAGCCGAGCAGGUUUCACAUCAUCCCCCAGUUUCGGCGUUUUAUAUAUCGAAUAGGAAAGAUGGAUUCGUUAUAGAGGGUAGUCUGUUAGCUAGGUCUAAGUUUUAUGGUAACUCAACGUCCGCCAUUUUGGAGGGGUGCGCGCGAAUACAUUUACUAAAUUGGGGGGGAGACGUAUAUCACAACAGCGCCGUAUGCGCAUUGUAA